GCGUUUUAUAAUUUACUAAUCAUUGAUUGCUUUUCUCCCUGUUCUCAUUACAGUUGUAGUUCACGUUAUGUCGGCGAUCAUUGUGAACACCUGAAUCCUUGCUUUACCGGCUUGCUGCGUUGUCAAAAUGGCGGCACCUGUCAGCCAUCGUAUCGUAAUGAUCGCCUUGGCAUCUCCUGUUUAUGUCCGCUUGGCUUUACCGAAUCUUUGUGCGAGAUACGAGUGCCGAAUGCUUGUGACUCAUCACCGUGUCGCAAUAGUGGCUCAUGUAAUCUGAAAACAUUGGAUGAUUACACGUGCUCCUGCAUGAAUGGAUAUACAGGCGAUUAUUGUGAAACACAAAACCUCUGUGCCACAUCACCAUGCCACAAUGGCGGCACUUGCACCUCGGUCAACGGUGGCAACAGUUUCAAGUGCAUAUGCCCGAAAGGGUUCAAAGGACAGACAUGCGCCGAAGAUGUGAUAGAGUGCGAAGCGAACCCGUGCAAACAUGGCGGUACUUGCAAGAAUACUCAUGGCUCCUACCAAUGCAUGUGUCCUGGCGGCUAUACCGGCAAAAAUUGUGAAUCCAAAUACAUUCCAUGUUCGCCAUCACCUUGUCAGAAUGGCGGCACAUGUCGUGCAUCGAAUGGUCUAACGUACGAGUGCAAAUGCCCACCUG
Rhagoletis zephyria (snowberry fruit fly) is the source of this 661-nucleotide messenger RNA. Its product is annotated as neurogenic locus Notch protein-like. NCBI's taxonomy places the organism in Eukaryota, Metazoa, Arthropoda, Insecta, Diptera, Tephritidae. Gene Ontology annotation, molecular function: calcium ion binding. The record is from RefSeq and is a predicted model, not a curated record.